Molecule: messenger RNA, 780 nt
Organism: Malus domestica (apple)
Lineage: Eukaryota; Viridiplantae; Streptophyta; Magnoliopsida; Rosales; Rosaceae
Source: RefSeq, a predicted model, not a curated record
UAUAUGACAACCGCCUCUACAUGUCCUCUUGUACGCAACAAUUCACAAAUAUAACAUAAAACGCCUCUUCGAUCGGUGACCGAAACCCUCUCGGCUACUUUCCUUUCUUCCUCCAAAUUACCCUCUGUUUUUCUUCUCCGCCAUGUCUUCUAUGCUAGGCUCUCAAGGUUUGGUCCUGGCAACUGCCAUGGCCGUCUCCAGCAUGCUCGUCUUUCUUCAUUUCUCCAGGCAAAAGAAUUUCCCACCAACCCAACUUUCCCAUCAGUCUCCGAACCAAAUCCCUCUACGUUCUUGCUUGUAUUCAGGUGAUAGGAAGAGGGAGAGGAAGAAGAAGAAAGUACAUUUUGCUGAAAAUAUUGAGGAGGAGGAGCGAGCUGGGGAUGGAGAGGAGGAAGAAGAACCGAUCAGUAUAGAGAAGAGCAAAGUCGAAACAAGUUGCAGAAACGAAAUUCGACGAAAAAUUCCGGCGAAUCGAAUCGCUUUGUACAACGGAAUUCUCAAGAACCGCAUGCAGAGGAUGGAGUGUUCUCAUUGAUUGGUCUGGAAAUUUCUGGGGUUCUUGGUUUCUUGGCUACAUAGAAGGAAAAAAGUCUUGGUCUUCCGUGGUUGUAAAUUUGUUUUUGUCUUCUUUCUUUUUCUCUUUGUUCCCCAAAAAAAUGUGGUUGUAAAUACUUCGAACUCUGUCCAAUUAAUUAAGAAAAUUUGGGCAAUGCUUUUUUCUUCUACUUUCGACCCAUCAAAUUUAGAAAUGUUUGAAUAUAAUUUCAUGUUUCUGGUUUA